This is a messenger RNA of Vigna unguiculata (cowpea), 1224 nucleotides long. Its product is annotated as triacylglycerol lipase 2-like. Gene Ontology annotation, molecular function: hydrolase activity, acting on ester bonds. The record is from RefSeq and is a predicted model, not a curated record. Gene Ontology annotation, biological process: lipid metabolic process. NCBI's taxonomy places the organism in Eukaryota, Viridiplantae, Streptophyta, Magnoliopsida, Fabales, Fabaceae.
AUGGCCAACACUGUUGUUAGUCUGUUUUCACUAUUCCUGCUUUGCAUGGCAGCAGCAGCAGCAGCUAAAGGGAGAAAAACACUUAGUUUAGACCAUCAAUGGCUCACAUCCUAUCCAGUUAUUGAUGAUGAUGUUGAUGGUAUCUGCAAAACUAUGGUAGAGACACAAGGUUACAAGUGUGAAGAACACAAGGUUACAACUCAGGAUGGCUACAUCCUCAGCCUGCAGAGGAUGCCGGCAGGGCGGUCCGGCGACAAGGCCGAUAAGCCGCCGGUGCUAUUGCAGCAUGGCAUCUUUAGUGAUGCUUCAACAUGGCUGGUGAAUUCUCCAGAUGAAUCAUUGGGGUUUAUCUUAGCAGAUAAUGGGUAUGAUGUGUGGCUGGCCAAUGUUCGUGGGACAAAAUACAGCAACGGCCACACAUCACUUGAUACUAAUGACCAGGCUUAUUGGGAUUGGUCAUGGGAUGAAUUGGCUGGUUAUGAUCUUUCUGCUUUCGUCCAAUAUGUCUACAACUAUACUGGUCAGACAAUGCACUAUGCAGGUCAUUCCUUGGGAACCUUAAUGGCUUUAGCUGCUUUAUCUCAAGGACAAGGGCUGAACAUGUUGAGAUCAGCUGCACUUCUUUGCCCAAUUGCUCAUAUGAAUCAGAUUCCAUCACUGCUGACAAAGAUUGCAGCUGAUACAUUUAUAGCUAAUGACUUGUACUGGUUAGGAAUCCGUGAAUUCAAUCCAAACGGGGGGGGUGCUGCAUCAAAUUUUGUGGAAGACAUCUGCAAUAAACUGAACUUGAACUGCGCAAGCCCAAUGUCACUUGUCACAGGUCCAAACUGCUGCCUAAAUUCAUCCAUGACUGAUGUCUCUUCUGAGCCAACAGCAACUAAGAACUUGAUCCAUCUAUCUCAAAUGAUCAAAACUGGAAAAAUAGCAAAAUAUGAUUAUGGUGAUGAAGGAGAUAACAUGCAGCACUAUGGACAAGCAGUUCCUCCUCUUUAUGACAUGACAGCAAUUCCAAAUGACUUCCCUCUUUUUGUGACUUAUGGAGGGCAAGACCUGCUAUCCGAUGUAAAGGAUGUGCAGGUUUUGCUGAAUGACCUCCAACAUCAUGAUGGGAACAAGCUUGUGGUACUGUUCAAAGAAGAUUAUGCUCACCUUGAUUUUGUUAGGGCUGUCAAUGCUAACCAAAUUAUUUAUGAUCCUAUCAUAGCUUUCUACAAGGCUAAUUGA